Molecule: messenger RNA, 1869 nt
Organism: Dacryopinax primogenitus
Lineage: Eukaryota; Fungi; Basidiomycota; Dacrymycetes; Dacrymycetales; Dacrymycetaceae
Product: kinase-like protein
Exons: 1
Coding region: 589-1482 (297 amino acids)
Biological process (GO): protein phosphorylation
Molecular function (GO): protein kinase activity; ATP binding
Source: RefSeq, a predicted model, not a curated record
CGGGAGCCCGUCUCUAGUUGGCCGCGCAAAUCGCUUCCAUCUGAGCGUCACACGACAGAUAGUCCCCUGGGUCACCCAAGACGAGACAAGCUCAAACGCACAAGUAGUAACGCAAGCGCUUGGUCGGACGUGAGCAGCAAUGGAGAGCCUACAGCGAGCGACGACAACAGCCAGGACGUGGACAUGGUCACCCCUACACGUGGUGCAGGUGGCCGGAUCCAGUGGGGUGCUAGUCCAGCUCUGACCCGCACACCUGCGGUGAACAUCGCUCUCGGCCUGCAACGGACGGCGUCAGACGAAUAUCCUUCUCCACCUGAGACGUCGCCUCUCAUUGAGCGAGCUGCGAGGCAUUCGGCUGCUCAUAAGACUGCCCAGCCAUCAUUCAGCGGUCGUGCCUCCCUGAAUCCCGCCAUAUUGCGCACGCCUGCGUCUCCUGUAGAUAGUCGGGUACCUACACAAAACGUCGUCAAGGGCCGACACUCGUUCCCUUUCGUAAAGUCUGACGGCGGUGCCCUCGGACGGUUCGAACGCGACUUCAUUGAAGAUGGUCAGCUGGGAAGGGGCGGCUUCGGUUUCACAUACCGUGUGAUGGCUCGCCAUCCUGCUCCUGGUGAAGAAGGCAAGGUGUGGUGCGUGAAACGCAGGAAGAACCCAUUUGAAGGUGCCAAGGACCGACAACGCCAGCUUGAGGAGGCUAACAUCCUCCAAUAUCUCGCAACGCCCUCUGUUGGCGGCCCCCACUCACAUAUUGUGCAGAUGAUCGACUUCUGGGAAGAACAGAAUACGCUGUAUAUCCGGACGGAGCUGUGUGGGCUUGGAGAUCUCAGUAUCCUUUUGCAAGAGUUUGGCCGCAUUUCCGAAGACGGUCUAGGAGAAGCACGCGUGUGGAAGAUUCUGAACCAGAUCACCAAAGGCCUUCUUCACGUUCACCAGGCCGGGAUCCUUCACUUGGACCUCAAGCCUGCCAACAUCUUCAUCACCGACAGUGGCGUACUCAAGAUCGGCGACUUUGGCCUCGCCACCCGCUGGCCCCGGCCGAACGCUGCCCUUGAACGAGGCUUUGAGCGCGAAGGAGACAGAGAGUAUAUGGCUCCUGAGAUCCUCCGCGGCGUAUAUGGCAAGCCGGCGGACAUAUUCAGUCUUGGAGUGCUCGCCCUGGAAUGCAUCUGCAACAUUGUCGUGCCUGAUAUGGGGGAACCGUGGCAUAAGCUCCGAACGGACGACUUCUCCGAUACGGAGCUUUCCGGCAUAGCCAGCUUCGAACUGUCGAGUCUAAUCAUCGGCAUGAUGCAUUCCGAUCGCACGCUGCGACCGAGCAUCCAACAAAUCCGCGCUAGCAUCGCGUUUCAGCGUUUGGAGGGGAUGCUCGCAUCCGGCGUAGUUGGUUCAGCGAUCGAGCCUGAAGAGCCCGCGUUCCUAGCAAGUCUUUUGGGUUACUCUGGGCCUGAACCGGUCGAAGACUCAAUGGAUGUUGAUAUGUAAGAUAAAGAGGGAUAAACCGAAAGAAGAAUAUUUCUCGACUGAUAUUUUGGACCCAUGCCGUCAUCUCUUGCUGUUUGUCCUGCCAAGCUUGCGCGCUACCAUAUGCAUCAUGGAUACCUGUCUUUCACGUCAGCAUCAUCUCCUUUCUAUGUUCUCCAUUCGUUGCGUUCUUUCAGUGUCUAUUCUGUGAUCCUGCCUGUUGAUCAUUGGGGGUUGAUCCCCUCCCGUUGUUGCUCAUCCAGCCUGUGCCAUCUGUUCUCAUCCGUUCAUUGGUAGUCUUUCUCCCUGUUGCUAUUCUCUCUUCGCUACACCCAUACCCUCCUGACUGUCGCAUGUUCCGAAGAUGUGCAGAAAGAGAUUUCUUCUUACCUCUUACUCUCACCUGAU